AUGUCCAACAAAUCAACCAAAAAAUUGCAACAGAAAACACUGCACUCACACCUAACAAUGGGGAAUAACGGCAACCAAGAUGGCGCCGACCGAUCAAACUCCACAAACUCGGGCUGUGAUACUGGGAAGGACCAAGAUGUCCCUGACAUCUCCUGCACACAACCGGACACGGAUGCCUCCGUGAGUAAAAUGCUACACUCACUACAACAAAGUCUGUGGUCCGAUUUCUCUAAAAUGGCGGCAGACAUUAAGGCAGACAUACUGGCCUUAGGAGACAGGACGGCACACUUGAAGAGACGACAGAAGGGCUGA
Messenger RNA from Pelobates cultripes (western spadefoot toad), 312 nucleotides. NCBI's taxonomy places the organism in Eukaryota, Metazoa, Chordata, Amphibia, Anura, Pelobatidae. The record is from the annotation of a GenBank genome assembly.